AUGCUGGAGUGCAAGCCAAUUGCAACUCCAAUUGAACCAAAUGCCAAGAUGUGUGCACAUGAAGGAAAAGAUUUAGAAGAUGUGACGAUGUAUCGGCAAUUGGUAAGUAGUCUAAUUUAUAUAACUCAGACUAGGCCUGAUAUUUCUUUUGCAGUUGGUGUAAUGAAUCGCUACAUGCACAAGCCAAAGAAGCAACAUAUGGAGGUUGUUCGGCGAAUUCUAAGAUAUGUGAAAAGUACAAUUGGUUAUGGACUUGUGUUUAAGAAAGGUGAAGAAUGCAAGUUGGUUGGUUACUAUGACUCGGACUAUGCACGAGACCAUGACACUCGUCGUUCAACUACUGGCUUCACGUUUAAGCUUGGAGCUGGAGCAAUUUCUUGGUGCAGCAAAAGGCAGCCAAUAGUGUCGUUAUCAACAACAGAAGCAGAAUAUCGGGCACCAGCAGUCGCAGAUUAA
Messenger RNA from Solanum lycopersicum (tomato), 456 nucleotides. RefSeq lists its product as uncharacterized. Lineage: Eukaryota; Viridiplantae; Streptophyta; Magnoliopsida; Solanales; Solanaceae. The record is from RefSeq and is a predicted model, not a curated record.